AUGUCAGACAACAAUUCUAAUUCUUAUAUACAAGAUACAAUUAUUCAAUCUGAUAAUCAAGAUGUUAAAUCAAGCAUUAAUGAUGAAAAUUCUACUAUCGAUGCUGAAAUUUCAAAGCAUGAGAGUAAUAUGAACGUAAUUGAAAAUGGUAGUAGUACCGUUAUCUCGGAUUUUGCAAAGGUUCCGAUUAUCAAACAAGAAAGGAAGAGUUUUCAACUUCGUGCUUUGACUCGAAAAACACUUUCUUACCAAAAACGACAAAUGUUUACCAAUGUCUGUUGUAUUACUUUAUGUCCUUUCUUGAUGGUUGCUAUUGCUGGUAUAAUGGGAAUAGUAGUCCAAACUUUGAUCAGUAAAACAAAUACUUUUGAUGAAUUGUUAUUUUGUUCUAAUGCCAAUGCUGGAGAUAUGAUCGGUAUGCCAUUACAGAGUAAUUCGCCCGAUAUUCCAACACUCCCGUCCGAGCAAGUGCCACAUUCAUCAGGCAAAACAAAGUUGGUAAAAUUGGUUAACUUUUUCAUACCACCAGCCGAUACUUCAACAUUUUCCUUAGGGGGUAGUCCUCAGAGUUGUGUGUUUGUGUUUGGUCACGAUUAUCCGGCUGUUUUGCCUUACCAACUUCCU
Molecule: messenger RNA, 624 nt
Organism: Racocetra persica
Lineage: Eukaryota; Fungi; Glomeromycota; Glomeromycetes; Diversisporales; Gigasporaceae
Source: the annotation of a GenBank genome assembly